Molecule: messenger RNA, 729 nt
Organism: Castor canadensis (American beaver)
Lineage: Eukaryota; Metazoa; Chordata; Mammalia; Rodentia; Castoridae
Source: RefSeq, a predicted model, not a curated record
AUGGUGGGCAAACCUUUGCUUCACUACUUCAAUGGACGGGGCAGAAUGGAGUCCAUCCGGUGGCUCUUGGCUGCAGCUGGAGUGGAAUUUGAAGAGAAAUUUAUGCACACCAAUGAAGACCUGGAAAAGUUAAGAAGUGAUGGAGUUUUGAUGUUCCAGCAGGUGCCCAUGGUGGAGAUGGAUGGGAUGAAGCUGGUGCAGACCAGAGCGAUCCUCAACUACAUUGCCAGCAAAUAUGAUCUCUACGGGAAAGACAUGAAGGAAAGAGCACUGAUUGAUAUGUAUUCAGAAGGUUUGGCAGAUUUGAAUGAAAUGUUUAUUAAUUACCCAUAUUAUCCAUCUGAGCAAAAAGAAGAAAACCUUGCCCUGAUGAAAGAGAAGGCAAGAAACCGUUAUUUUCCUGCCUUUGAAAAGGUGUUCAAGAGCCAUGGGCAAGAAUACCUUGUUGGCAACACACUGAGCAAGGCUGACGUUCACCUGGCUGAAAUGGUCUACAACAUGGAGGAGCUUGACUCCAACAUCCUGGCUGGCUUCCCUCUGCUGCAGGCCCUGAAAACCAGAGUCAGUGACUUGCCCACUAUAAAGAAGUUUCUGCAGCCUGGCAGCCAGAGGAAGCCUCCUGAGGAUGAGGAAAAUGUACUAAAAGUAAAGAAGAUUUUCAAUUUUUGAAAAGUGGCAUUGACUAAGUGCUUCACCUGAGUGUUGAUUGGGUGUUAUGAGAUACUACGU